Molecule: messenger RNA, 141 nt
Organism: Dentiscutata erythropus
Lineage: Eukaryota; Fungi; Glomeromycota; Glomeromycetes; Diversisporales; Gigasporaceae
Source: the annotation of a GenBank genome assembly
GCUUGGGUUGUAGGGCCUGGGCCAGCUUCUUGGAAAAUUGGUAUUGGUGAUUUAUUUCUUUUUGUUAUUUCUCGUCUUCGAUCUCUUCCUCAAAUAUGGGUAACAGGAGGAGGAAUGUCUUGGUUUUUGACUUCGGGAAUU